Molecule: messenger RNA, 9531 nt
Organism: Salmo salar (Atlantic salmon)
Lineage: Eukaryota; Metazoa; Chordata; Actinopteri; Salmoniformes; Salmonidae
Gene: gse1b
Product: Gse1 coiled-coil protein b
Source: RefSeq, a predicted model, not a curated record
GUUAACAGCCAAAGUUUUCAGAGCGCAGGAAAGUUCGUAGGAGAGGUGACCCAUGAUUCUAACAAGAGUUUUCUUCUCACAUUACUAUCGGGUUCGCAGUCCUAUACUGCGGACUGGAGACACUGCGUUUCUGCUCAAUGUUUCAUGGACGGUUUGAAUAGAUUAUCUCUAACGGAAUACUUGAGAGCCAGGAAUUUAGUCUACGGUUCGCUGCCUGUUCUGCAGUGCUGUAGUUUCAAUGGGCUAUCGGCUAUCUAAUCACAGUGAGUAGGCUGAACGCGAUACGCUGUCUUGUUGUUGCAUAGCCUACUUUUGUAAAGAAGGUGUGAGUUUGUUAGAAUGAAUUGCCGCUUUUGGUAUUAUGUCAUGUAGUCUGGGGUGUUUUUAGAACUAUGAAUGACCCCCGUGACAAGGAUUUAAUACCGAUAUCUCGGAAACACCGACUCAUGGCUGCAGUAAUGCCCGGCGACGAGAGCCCAUUGCAUGGCAACACUUCCAGGGCUGAUCGGAAUGGGAUAGGAUUGGUUCACUGUUUUAUUUGUGGAAGCGGCGUUUCGCCCGGAAAAGAAUUGAGAUUACAAGUGAAAUAUCCGAAAGAGAAUGGUCCGUUUUUCCCGUUUUUACAAAACCAAGAGCCGGCGCCAGGGGCAUGUGAAGUCAGCCCGGAUGGACACGCUAUGGUGUGCGCCGUGUGCCACUGUUUUCUCGGGGAGCAGUGGAACUCGUUCGAGCGGACUAGGACACCCAUAGAGAAGCGUAUGUACUGGCUGAAGAGGCCGUACCAGUGCGACUCUCGGCGGAUACCGCAGGAGUGGAACAUCUCCUAUGACCUGGAGCGGAGAAUCAGUGUCAGCAGCCAGAAUUACGACGGGAACGAGUCAGAUUUCUCCUCUUUCUCGGAAAACGAGAACAUGUCAGACCAAGAACUGGAUUUAGUAGACCGCGCCGGUGUGAGCAAGGAGAAGUACAAAACAUCUGGCAGCAGCAGCAAAACUCCCAGAGACGGUAGCAGGAAGAACAACAACAGUGUUAUCAGUGUUAAAAACAGCCCUGACUCUCAACGGGCUAUCCGCUAUCCGGUUGGUGUUUACCAGGCACAGGACUCGCCGAAAUCGGAUACUGCCAUGCCGUCCAGGCGCGGUGCUAAAAUUAUGAAUCAUGUCUCUCAAUCAUCAGUAUCUCUGUCCCAAGAGAUUGUGUCCCAGAGAUACUAUGACAGCUCUCACGUCGACACACCUGUGCAGGACAACGGGAUCAUUAUGCGCAACAGGCAGUGGCUAGCAGAUGGGAAUGUCAGACAUGCUGACCCGCGCCCUCUCCAACGCGCAGCUGACAGCAGCUGUAGCUUAGCCAGGCAUCCCUCCCUCAUAUUCCACCAGAAAGGAGAGGAUCUCUCUGACUCUGCCGAAGGGCUAUCACCCAUUGGCGCUGCUGUCACCAGUAGGCGCGACGCAGCAGCACCUAGAGAAAGUGUUCCGGGUAGGUUUACAGCCUCUGACAACUCUGACAAUGACCACGAGAUCAAUAUAACCAGUGACGACGACCACGAGGUGUUUGAAGCAGCUGGCAGCAGCAGAGAGAGGGUAUUGGCCCUGCUGAGACCACCCAGGGACGCUGCAGGGAGGGUCAUUGCCAUGCCCCAGAGUGGUGCCAGUGGUGGUGCCAACAGGAGUACCAGUCCCGAAGAGUGUUUGUGUUACAUCUGCGGCAGCGGGCUGUGGCAGGGCGGGAGGUUCCGUGUGUCUGUGCAGAAGCAGGAGAGGGCAGCCAGCGAGCCCUUCUUCCCCUUCCUGUGGUUACACAGCCCUCCCCCUGGCGCCAUACCCCUCACCCCGGGGGGCACCACCCUGGUCUGUGCCAGCUGCCACACCUCCCUCAUGCAGCAGUGGCAGGGCUUCCAGCUGGCCGAUGUGCCCGUUCUCCAGCGCCUCUACGUGGUCCCCCUCAACCAGGGCUCCUCCACCCCUGCACCAGCCUCAGGCCACCCUCCUUACCUCACUCCCCAGGAAAGGCACCCCUCAGAGCCCCUGGACCGCCUACCUAAGUCUCAGGCUUCCUGUGAGGCCUGUUUCCUCUGUGGCCAGGAGUGCAGGCGGGAUGUGAGGGUGGCAUAUGCACGGGCCGGCGUGGGCAAAGCCCGCGGUGCCAUGUAUUUCCCCUUCAUCAACCUGCUGCCGUGCCCGCCUGGUGCCCAGGGAGUGAGGAACGGCCGGGUGCACUGCUGUCCUCCAUGCCACGCCAUCCUGGAGGAGAUCUGGGGAGCGUACCUCCUCAGCCUCAGUGAGGACCUCAUCACCUCUGUCACCUCCUUCCUGGGGAGGUACCACGCAGCGCUGGCCACGGGGGGAGCCGGACUGGCCCAUUCCCAAAAGGGGGUGUCCUCCUCUUCCUCUGGCCAUGGUGGGUCUGUAUCAGUGUGUUACCUGUGUGGGGCAGAGAUAGAGGCCGGGGGGAAGUUCCAACUCCAUGUCAACCCUCCCGGGCGCUGUGGAGAGAGAGAGCCCUUCUUUCCCUUCCUCACCAUCCACCCCCCCGCUCCCCGCGCCAAACCUGCCGACGCCACCGGCCUGGUGUCAGCCUGUGCCCUCUGCUAUCACGACCUGCAUGCCCAGUGGACUCAACAUGAGAGCCAGGGUUCUGCCACCUCCAGCUCUACAGCCCCAGGCCCAGCCUCCUCCACCCCCCAGCCGGCCAGCUCUCCCUGGGCCAGACAGUACAGCUGCGAGGCCUUUGUAUGCUUCUUCUGCAGACAGGAGCAGAGGCGUCAGGGGGGGCUGUGUGCGGUCACAGUGGCCAGGCUGCCCGUGUUCCUGUACGCCCCACGCGGGCGCCGCACCCUCCUGGUGGAUGAUGGGAGGAAGCUGGUGAUUGGCUCGUGUGUGGAAUGUAAGUCCAUGGUGCUGGCAGGACAGAGCAUGCAGCAGGAGAGAGACAGGGACCUGGAGGGACAGAGAGACGGGAGAACAGAGACAGAGUCACCUCCUUCUACAUCACACCCCAGACACAAGACAUCCAGUGUGAUUGAGGGCGUGGCCAGAGUCAGCAAGGAGGCGGAUUCUGCCAUACAUACAUCAGCAGUGAGCGAAUCACAAUCAACGGAACCUGGGGUUGGCCACACCCCUUCUCUACCCCCCACCCUGGAGCCAGAGAGAGGAGACCGCCCACCUUCCAGCAUGAGCCAUGAGCCAAAGUCACCUUCCUUAGGAAUGAUAUCCACGGCAACUCGCACCACGGCGACGGUCAGCCCCCUCACCCCGUCGCCCCUUAACGGAUCUAUCGUAGCCAAUGGGAGCCCGGCAGCCCAGUCCGCACACUCCGGAUUUGCCGCUGCCCUCCGUAAACUGGCCAAACAGGCUGAGGAUCCUCGAGCUGGCUCGUCCAUCAGUAGUGAGUCUUCUCCGGUCUCGUCCCCAGCCACCAACCACAGUUCUCCGGUGAGCACACCCAAGAGAGGCCCUCUGGGCCCAGGGCCUGUCCUGGUGCCACCUGGGGGCCACAGUGUGCCAAGCACCCCGCCCGUCGUCACCAUUGCCCCCACCAAGACCAGCAAUGGCCUCUGGAGGAGCGAGGCACGCCAGACUGACUCGGGCCCUCGUGGGGUCAGUAGGGAGCGUCUGGGAGCAGAGGCGCCCCACCAGCAGGAGAAAGGUGGCUCCUCAGUCCCUGCUCACCUCAUGGGAAACCCCUAUGCCUUUGGCCUGAGCCCCGGAGCUGUCAUGCAGGAUGCACGCUUCCAGCCCCUCAAUCUACCCAGGCAGCUGCCCCAUGGAGUGCCCCCUGGUGGUGUACCAGAGGAGUACCUGCGGGGGUUCCGGCCCUACGCCACGGCCGAGGACCUCCGCAUGCCUUCUGGACUGCCCCUGGGCCUGGACCCUGCCACCGCCGCCGCAGCCGCCGCCUACUACCAUCCCUCCUACCUGCCACAUCCCUCCUUCGCCCCCUACAGGAUGGAUGAUCCGUUCUGUCUAUCAGCUCUGAGGUCACCGUUCUACCAGCUCCAAGGAGGGGGAGGCCUGCCCCCCCUGCACCCCUCUGCUGUCCACAUGCACCUGCAGGGGGUCCGCUACCCUGGGGACCUCACACACGCCUCACUGUCCGCUCUGCAGUCUGAGAGACUGUCUGAAAGGCUCCAGAUGGAAGAUGAGCUCCGGCAGCGAGAGAGGGAGCGCGAGCGUGAACGAGAGCGUGAGAAAGAGAGGGAGCGUGAGGCGGAGCGAGAAAAGGAGCGGGAGAGAGAAAGAGAGAGGGAGCGAGAAAGAGAGAAGGAGCUGGAGCGGGAGAGAGAACGUGAGCGGGAGAGGGAGCGGGAGAGAGAGAAGGAGCGAGAGAGAGAGAGGGAGAUAGAGAGGCAGAAGGAGAGGCAGAAGGAGAGAGUGAUGAGAGAGAAGGAGCUACAGUCCAAGGCAAUGGAGAGUCACUACCUGGCUGAGCUCCAUGCCAUGAGAGGACAGGAGGACAGAACCAAGCCUGAGAGACUCACCCCCAACCGGCCAGACAAAACCAAAGAGCCCACCCUCCAAGCUCCUAAGCCAAUGCCACCAGGCCUCCACUCCUCCCUGAGCCAUUCACAUCACAGCGUUCCCGGCCUGGUCUCCGCCCAUGGCCUCUACCUGGGGCCCGGCGGCGUGGGGGCGGGGCUCACCGCCGCCAUGAUGCUCCAGCGGACCAAUGAGGAAGAGCGCUGGUUGGCACGGCAGCGGAUGCUUCGCCAGGAGAAGGAGGAUCGUCAGUACCAGGUGUCAGAGUUCAGACAGCAGGUUCUAGAGCAACACCUGGACCUGGGACGACCUGGGGAGGGAGGAGAGCUACGCUCAGACACACACAGGUCCAUACCAAAUCACCACGAGCCGGGUGGCCGCGACCUCCACCCCCACCUGGGCGCCCCUCCUCCUCUCAUCUCCCCCAAACCCCUCCAGUCCCGCGACCAUCCCCACCCCCCUCCCCCCACCACCCUGUGGAACCCCGCCGCCCUCAUCGAUACCGCCUCAGACUCACGACGCACCACCCACCACGACCCACCCAGUUUGGGCCACUACGACCUCAGCCGCUUGCCUCCCAAACUGGAGGAUGGGCUCCGGAGAGGCAGGGACCGGGACGGGGGCCUGGAGAAGUACCACCCCCCUCUCCGAGGCCCCCCGGGGCUGCCUGAGCCCAGCACCUUCCUGGCAGAGCUGGAGAAAUCCACCCAGACCUUCUUCAGCCAGCAGAGGGCCUCGCUGUCCCUGCCCAGCCAGUACGGAGAGCUGGGGGGAGGGGUGAAGAGCAGCGGGGCCCUGAAGAACCUCCAGGGGCACCCAGGGAUGGGGAGACAAAGCCAGGCCCAUGGACACAGUCUGGGCCAGUGUAUGGGGCCUGAGUCUGGCCUCAUGUAUGAUGAGUUUCUCCAGCAGCACCGUAGACCUGUCAGUAAACUGGACCUGGAGGAGAGGAGGAGGAGAGAGGCCAGGGAAAAAGGUUACUACUAUGAGCUGGAUGACUCGUAUGAUGAGAGUGAUGAGGAGGAGGUCAGGGCCCACCUCAGGAGGGUAGCAGGGCAGCCCCCUCUCAAACUUGACGACUCCACGGAGAAAGUGGACUUCCUGUGUGUGUUUGGUCUGACCACGGUGUCACGACGUGACCACCUGGUGCAGCAGAAGAGGAGGAAGAGGAGGAGGAUGCUGAGGGAGCGCAGCCCCUCACCCCCGGCUGUUCUGUCCAAACGCACCCCUCCUCCCCCGGCCCCCCUCAGCACCCACUUCACCCCAGAGGAGAUGGACAGAGCCCCCGAACUAGAAGACAAGAAACGCUUCCUCACCAUGUUCAGCCUGUCCCACGUCUCUGUACAGCAGAGGAGAGAUAAUGAGACAGUGGUAGAGUUGCUUCAGGCCAUUAAACAGAAGAGCGUAACCUUGGAUACCAUCAGACAUGCCCCUCACCCCCUAUGUAAGACGCCCCCAGCACAGAACUCAGAUCCUGCCUCAGCGCUUUCCAGCGAAUCAGAUGAGCCACUCAGUGUCAGUCCCUCCUCCCCCGGCGGACUCCUGGGGCAGCCUAAACCCCCCUCCUCCUCUGACGCACUGAGACCAAAGGACCUCCCUCCUCCGCUCCCCUACCCGGAAAAAACCCGUGGGCUCCUUGAGGGCCCCCCCUCCAAGAGGAGCGCGUCGUCCAGCCUGCUGAAUAGCCUGCGCCCCCCCGUGCAGCCUAAAGACGCUCCCCCCAGCCUGAACGGCCGGACCAAGCCCUGGGAGAGCUUUACUGCUGAAGAGUUUGCCCAGCAGUUCCACGAGUCUGUCCUCCAGUCCACACAGAAGGCCCUGCAGAAGCACAAAGGUGGAGCCACAGUGAUCUCAGCGCCCUCUCACCUCCAGGACUCCUCAGUGCACUACAACAUUCCAGAGCUACAGAGCACCCCCAGCCGGCCGCCCCCGCCACACACACACCCGCACGCACACUCCAUCCAACACCCGCACUCACACCCGCACCCCCAGCCCAAUGGGCAGCACUGUCCCCCGCACCCUCACCGAGAGCCCCCAGGAGUGAGGGAGGAGCAGUCUGCACCAGAGGACUCAGAAGAAGACGAGGAAGAGGAGGAAGAGGAGGCCUCAGUACCCAGGUGGCAGGGGAUUGAAGCGAUCUUUGAAGCCUAUCAGGAAUACAUUGAAGAGCAAGGUGUGGAGCGCCAGGUGCUGCAGAGCCAGUGUCGGAGACUGGAGAACCAGCACUACAACCUGAGCCUGACAGCAGAGCAGCUCUCCCACAGCAUGGGGGAGUUGAUGUCUCAGAGACAGAAGCUGGCGGUGGAGAGGGAGAAGUUACAGGCCGAGUUGGAGCACUUCAGGAAGUGUCUGACGCUGCCGCAGCCUCACUGGGCCAGGGGAGGGCACUACAAGGGUUACCCCCCCAGGUGACAGCUCCACUGACUCCCAGGCCCGGCCCCCUCCCUCCCCGCCCACACAGAGUUUAUUUUUAUGACCCAGCCUGGAUCUGGACCCGGAUGCGCAGCUCCACAGGAGAGAGGGAUUCAUGGAUUCAUUGAUAGAUGGAUGGGGCAGCAGGGCCAAGCAGUGAAGCACUGACUGGGGCUGCUGCCAGCCUGCCAGGGACGGUGCCACCAGUCAGUGGUCUGUGCUAACCCUGGGGUCAGAGGGAGCAACAGGCACGUCACACAUGGGGCAAAGCUCUAGGACUGCAUGUUCAACACACACAAACAUACAGAGGCACAAACUCACACCAUGCUCUUCAGCAGGCACCAGUUACUCUCUUACAUUGCAGUCCCAGCCCCAUCCUGGGCUCCCUUCACAGCCACUCCCACACAGACAAUCCUGCAGUCGGAGAGCAGCUCAGCCCUGGAAUGGGUUUGGUCACAUGACAGAUCAUCAUCUACCACCAAUCCAAUGCCCCUACCUCUGGCCAAUCGGACAGGACUGAACCUCCCAGCAUCUCUCCUGGCAGCAGGUCAGGCCAGCUUUCAAACUUGAAAUGCACUUAAAGAGAAAGACCUGAAGAACUACCUGGUGGUACUGUGUUACGACAAAGAACUGUUCAAAUUAAGGAAGAACUUACAAAAUGCACAUUUUGGAAUGAAUAAAGGAAAUGUUUUAUUUCGAGAUGAGAAUAAGAAUUUAAAAGGUGCUUCAGCCUUGUAUUGUAAAUAAUAUUAAGACUAAAAAUAAUUUUGUAUGUUUUUAUUACUUUAAUCAUUGUUCUUUUAAGAAGAAGAAAAUAAGCCUGCCAUUUUUUAUAUAUUCAUGAUUUUUUGGGUGAAACAGAAAGCUUUGCUUUUAGUGUUUGUUCUGCUGCUGGUCAGAACUGCCCUGUUCGGAGGUGUAGAUUAAAGUAGAAAAGGAAAGAGAGAACAUGCUCCGCUCCUCUUCUCCUCUCCUCCUUUGACCCAGCCAUGUGUACUGCCGUAGCAGCAGCCCUCCCUCCCCUGGCCUCCAGGCCCCGUAAGGCUCACUGAGAUGGGGGUAAGACCUAACUCCAUGCCCCACAGCCCUCCCUCCCCUGGCCUCCAGGCCCCGUAAGGCUCACUGAGAUGGGGUAAGACCUAACUCCAGGCCCCACAGGCCUCCCUCCCCUGGCCUCCAGGCCCCGUAAGGCUCACUGAGAUGGGGUAAGACCUAACUCCAGGCCCCACAGGCCUCCCAGAUCCAUGCACUCCGUCAGAACACCAGCCCCACACAGAACCCCUCCUGUCAGGAACAGCAAGUUUUACCACUCUCCCUGUGUGAGUAGUUACCCAUGGGAAAGUGUGAGUGACAGCUACAGUUAGUGUCAUCCUUUAUUUUCUCUCUCUCUUAUUCCCCUUCAGCUCUAGUCCAGGGAUGAGCCCUUAGUAGAACCGAUAACUAGACCCAUCUCUCUGGACCUUAUCAUUAAGUACAAAGGACACAACAUCCAUUAUAAUGAGACAUUCAUAUCAUCACUAAACCCAGAGAGAGGAGGGAACAAUGCAGACAGUACCACAUGGCAAUGUGACAAUGCACCAAGGGAGAUCUAGCGAGAUUCUUCUCCUUUGUGUUUGCCAUAAAAAUAAAUAGUGCCAAAAAGUAGCCCUCCCUUGCACAAAAUAUCAUGAGACUUUUUUAAACCUCAAAAUAGAGUAUUUAAGCUAACUCCCUGAAUUUAAAUGGCCAACCCACUUCUAAAUGUAUUUUUUACUACAUUGAUCCCACUUAUCAUAAUGUCAAAGCCCUUGCCAACAAUUGGAUAAUGGACAAUUUUUUUCUCCACUUGAGGGCCCUCAAAUCCAAAGUCAAUGAAAGGUUCUCUUUUGCCAAGUAUAUGAAUCAUUGUCCUGCUCUGCACUGUGCAUCUAUAGUGUGUUUUCAUGCCUACAUCAGUCCACCUUGCUGCUGGCCAUAGCCAUCUCCUGUGCCUCAGUACCCCUGUUCCCCAGUCUCUCUAUUCCCCUACCUUCUUUCUGUGGGAGUGUCUGGCCUGUAGUUUUGUAAAAAAAAUAAAUAAUGUUUAGCCUUACAAGAGGACCUCCGGCAGCAUAGAUCGCAAUGCAGCGUGGGUAUGUAGUGCUGUCAGUCAGAGUUGAUAAGGCUUUGAGUAUGUAGUCCAAAAGGGGUUCUGUUUGAACUCCAGUCUGAUGCUGUGGAUGUGAGAUGGCAGGGAGGGGAGGGUGGCUGCCGGUCUGGUCCCUACAUCCCUCUUUGUUCCACUCCUGGUGAGCUUUCAGAGGAACACCCAGUUAGGGAGGCGGAACCAUGUUUACAGACCAGAGCAGAGAUACGAUAGGAGCACCACCUGUCAAUCAGACAGCAAGCGCUACCACUGAGUUAAGCAGCCAAUGAGUUAGCGGGAGGACGUUAGGCCCUUCCCCAGAGCCUCCUUACUCUACCACGCACGCACACGCAAUAGCCCCCUGACUCUAUGGAGGAUGUCUAGACUCUAGAUGCUGUGAAACUCUGAUUUUAAAAUGUACUUGUUUGAAUUAAUUGUAAUGUAAUAUAUUAUUUGUUGAAUGUAGUAAUUAGGUAUUUAUGAAUAUAUUGCUGUAAUUUCAGACAAAAAAAUAAAAGAAAAUAUUUGAAAAAUGUA